Larimichthys crocea (large yellow croaker) is the source of this 896-nucleotide messenger RNA. RefSeq names its product RING finger protein 227. NCBI's taxonomy places the organism in Eukaryota, Metazoa, Chordata, Actinopteri, Sciaenidae. Gene Ontology annotation, molecular function: ubiquitin protein ligase activity. The record is from RefSeq and is a predicted model, not a curated record. The transcript is spliced from 2 exons. Gene Ontology annotation, biological process: protein ubiquitination. The coding region runs from base 90 to 629 and encodes 179 amino acids.
GGAUUAUAAGUCUAGGCAUCUCACCUUGUCACUUCAUUCAAACCCUGGACUUAAAUCACUGAGGACUUUAUCCACACAUCACAAACGGGAUGUAUUCAGAGCUUGAGUGCGGAAUUUGUUACCGGACCUAUAACGCAGGUCGGCGGUGUCCCCGGGAGCUCCAGUGCAAACACAGCUUCUGUGAGAGCUGCCUUCUGGCCCUCUCACGACCCCUGGGAACCGAGGAGGCGCGUCAAGGAGCGGAUAGGUCAAUCAUGUGCCCGCUGUGCCGACAAACCACAUCCAUCAGCGGAGAGAGGCAGAUGAGAGCCGAGCUGAGGGUGGAUGAGUGCGUCCUGGAGAGGCUGCUCGCCGCGGGAGUCCUCGAUCACCGAGAGGACCCCGAAGAAGCAGAGGACGGUCAAGUUCAAGACGGCUGUGACGAGGAGGAGAGGGAGGGGGCGCGUCCGGAGACUCAAGCCGAGGAGAGCGACUCGCUCGCCGGGUCCAGAGGUGGGAGGCUCCGGAGGACUUGGAGGAAAGUUUGGCGGAAGAUCAGCGGGAAGAGCUCAAGGCAGAGGGGCGGAGAAAACUGUAUGACCAGUGAAGACAUCAGGAACCUCGCCAUGAUGUCCUGCUACAUGUUUUGAACGGAGUCUACAGCUUCAUAUACCCUGGACAAUGUGAUAUUUAUUCCCAACAUGGACUUGAUGAUGCUGAUGAUACCUUCAUCUGUGAUUAAAGUGACCACUAUGUAGCUGACAUGGUCAAGUGAGACUUCUCAUUUGAAGCCUAUAAAUGCACAAAUGUAUAUUUAUUUGUUUUAGGAUUGUAUUUAUUGUGAUAUAUUUGUUACAUAUUUAAGAAAAAAUAAAUCAAAUAAUAAUAAUAAUAAAGGAGCUUUUGGUUUAAAUUCA